Molecule: messenger RNA, 912 nt
Organism: Protopolystoma xenopodis
Lineage: Eukaryota; Metazoa; Platyhelminthes; Monogenea; Polystomatidea; Polystomatidae
Source: the annotation of a GenBank genome assembly
AUGCCUCUGGUAGCCAAAAAUAUGUGCCUUUCCAGCCCUACUGCCUUUCUAUCGUCUACAUCAUCUCCCCAUGGCUGCAUCACCUUCAGCUCGCCUUGCCCUCAUCUCUCUCUUCCCCUUUCUCCCUCCCUUCCGUCUACUCUUACAUCUCCUGUUCCUCUUUCGGGUCGCCGCUCUCCUUGCCUUCCAGUAGCAUGUGGAUGGCAGUCCGUUACCGAAGAGGAAGCCAAAUUAACUGGCGAUGUGGUCUUCCACCAUCGACCAUCUGCCGCACCACGUCUUCCUUCGCCUUCCGGGUUUCCGAAACAAGGCAAUCUGAAUGGUCCAGGCCUAAGCCCCGGCUGCGGAGUGCCAGUGUUCCGGCGUAGCUUUACCAACACGCGAGAGCGCCAACGCCAACACAGCGUCAACCAAGCUUUUGCCGACCUCCGCGCCUUGUUGCCUACACAUCCUCCUGAAAAGAAGUUGAGCAAACACGAGAUACUUCGACUUGCGAUCAAGUAUGUCCACGUGCUUGAAGCUGUCCUACUCUACCAAGAGGUCGUCGAUGGCCUGCCACCGGCUCCUAGCAUCUUCAGGAUGCGUAGGAGGGCCACUACAGCUGCCGGCGGGAGUAGUGGUAGUGUCAACGGCGCAGCAAUAUGUUCUGCCACCCUCCUGCCGGGCUCCGAAAAGGUGACAGCUCGGCUCAAAGACUCCUCCGUCGUUGACCCUCUCUGCCGUGACUACACGGGCUUUGGGUGCUUGAACUGGUGGACAACGGAAUCGUCGGACCCUAUACCGGUUGUUCUGGAACCUGGUUGCACCUGGGCUACGGCGAUGGCUGAACCAAAUAUUAAUGAGGAUGAAGCAUCAAAAAGCUUUUUUUCAGACGAGUCAGAUCAAGAGUAUCCGCUCUCACAAAGUAGCUAG